Molecule: messenger RNA, 1767 nt
Organism: Daucus carota subsp. sativus
Lineage: Eukaryota; Viridiplantae; Streptophyta; Magnoliopsida; Apiales; Apiaceae
Product: putative anthocyanidin reductase
Exons: 9
Coding region: 229-1356 (375 amino acids)
Molecular function (GO): oxidoreductase activity, acting on the CH-OH group of donors, NAD or NADP as acceptor
Source: RefSeq, a predicted model, not a curated record
UGCCAAACCCGCGUACUAGCUUUCGGUUGAGAUGUCUUUGUUUAUAUGCCAUUUCUGUUAAGGUUUCUGUCCUUUUCUGAGAAGAGAAUCUCGAAAAAACUUUUGUAUGAUAUCACAAUUGAUUUCUAUCACGGCCUAAUUUCUGUUUGUGUUUGUAAACCAGCUUGCCUGAAUCCUUUGUGAAGCAAUACAUAUAUAUAUCGGAGAUCUGUAGAGAAGCAAGCUGUCAUGGAAGAAAGAGGAGUAAGAAAACAAGGGGAGAAAAGGUAUUGUGUUACAGGAUCGACAGGAUACAUAGCUUCAUGGCUCGUCAACUCUCUUCUUCGCAGCAAUUGCUAUGUUCAUGCCACUGUUCGAGAUCCUGCUUCUACUUGGCUCCCACAGAAACAGCCUGAUUUUAGUUUUGGUGCAUCAAAAUAUCUGCAUUUAUCAAAAUUGUGGGGUUCCCACGAUCGGUUAAGCAUCUUCCAAGCUGAUUUGCUGGAAGAAGGGAGCUUUGAUGAGGCUGUCAAAGGCUGCAUUGGUGUGUUCCAUGUUGCAGCACCAAUGCAAUUCAGUGUUCUGGAAACAGAAAAUACAGACAGUUAUGUUCAAUCGAAAAUUAUUGAGCCUGCAGUGAAAGGAACUUUAAAUGUUCUUAAAGCUUGCGUGAAAUCAAAAUCAGUAAAGAAGGUUGUUUUCACAUCUUCAAUUAGUACCUUAACUGCCAAGGGCACUGAUGGGAACUGGAAAGUUGUUGUUGAUGAAUCUUGCCAGACUCCCAUUGAUCAUGUCUGGAAUACUAAAGCAAGGGGCUGGGUUUAUGCACUUUUAAAACUUUCAACAGAAAAUGCAGCAUUUCAAUUUGCCUAUGACAAAGGCAUUGAUCUUGUCUCAGUAAUAACAACCACCGUAGCUGGUCCAUUCCUAACUUCAAAUAUCCCUUCAAGCAUUCAAGUUCUCCUAUCACCGUUAACAGGGGAUCCUGAUUUCUUUCCAAUACUAUCUGCUGUAAAUUCAAGAAUGGGGUCAAUUGCUGUAGUCCACAUAGAAGAUGUAUGUAAUGCCCAUAUAUUCUUGAUGGAGCAUAGUAAAUCAGAAGGUCGAUACAUAUGCUGCACACAAAGUUGUGAACUGUCAGAUUUGGUUCAUCGUCUAGCUAAAGUUUAUCCUUGCCCUAAUAUACAAAGGCUGAUGACGGACGAUCAGCAGCCAGCCCCAUGUGAGAUAUCCUCGAAGAAACUGAAAGACUUGGGCUUUAGUUACAAGUUUGAUAUGCAAGACAUAAUGCAUCAAACUGUCGACCUUUGUGUAGAUCAUGGGUUUUUACAACCUAUUUGCAAGUUAGAAAGAACCUUCAGGACCUUUUCAAAAUAAGGCUGUCGUAAAAUUACAAAAUGCUGAUCAGAAACGAUAAUGCAGCUCAUCAAACGUGUAAGGUCAAGUCUUUUAUAUUUUAAGCUCAUCAGGUUUUACAAAUUACCACAAAGCAAGGAAGAAGUGCUCUAUGAUUGAGCAAAUACAGCUCUUCAAUAUUUGAAUAAAGACCAACUUUCCCAGCCAACGAAUCGAAUCCCGACUGUCCAGCUAUUUCUUGUAUGUUCUCCAGGGGUCUAUGUACCCUUCCUGCUACAACUCUGCAAACUAUUAAAGCCUUCCUCAGGGUUAGAUCAUCUUCAUAGACUUCUAUAGACUCAAAUGCUCUCCCACUAGUGGAUGUUGUAAAAACUCCUACACCAUCCUUGAGUUCCUUUUUUGUGGAGAAACCAAUUCGUAUAAUUCGACAAA